GUUUCCUGUCACUAUGAUUGACCGCGCAGUUGUCGCCCUGAUAAAAUCGAGGUGUAAUCUCCGUGUUAGUAAAUUACGUGCAAGAGCGGGGAAACGAGAAAUCGCUGUGAACAAAAUUAGUUUGGAGGUGGGAUUUUAAAUUCGGCUGGUUUGAGCUACAUUUUGUGGCUGGUUGCUUUCUAAGGCUGGGCACGUUAGGCCGCGACAGGACUUGAGUGGAAGAAAAGUGUAAUAACCAUGUGUCAGAUCGAUGUGGUCUUUUUCCUGAGAUAUCGGAACUGGUGGUGAAGCCUGAACGGAACUGAAGUUUUCAGUGUGCACCAUUAUACACUAUGAAUCAGGAAAAAUUAGCAAAACUACAGGCUCAGGUCCGGAUAGGAGGAAAGGGCACAGCUCGCAGGAAGAAGAAGGUAGUGCAUAGAACAGCUACAGCUGAUGACAAGAAAUUGCAAAGUUCACUGAAGAAACUAGCAGUUAAUAAUAUUGCUGGCAUUGAGGAGGUGAACAUGAUAAAAGAUGACGGUCAGGUUAUUCAUUUCAAUAAUCCCAAAGUGCAAGCCUCAUUAUCUGCCAAUACAUUUGCAAUUACUGGUCACGCUGAGACAAAACAGAUAACAGAAAUGCUUCCAGGCAUUCUCAGCCAGCUUGGAGCUGACAGUCUAACAAGUCUUAGAAAAUUAGCUGAGCAGUUGCCGCGGCAAGUUCUGGAUAACAAAACGCCCAAAGCUGAAGAUAUUGACGAAGAUGAUGACGAUGUCCCAGAUCUCGUUGAAAAUUUUGAUGAAGCGUCAAAGAAUGAAGCCAACUAAAAGCUGCUGGCAGAUUAUAGACUGGGAUAAAGACUGUACCAACGAGGAAACUUAUUCCAAAGUUUUACUAUAUUAAAAGUGAAAAAUCACAAGUUUGCAAAUACAGUGAACUAAGGCAUUUUGUAUUUUAAUGAUGCUGAAUAAUCAGCAUCUUUCAAUUGGUUGAAAUCACUUGUUUGCAUUUUGCACUUAAAACAAAAUCCUUUGGUCUGAAAUUUGUAAGACUGAGAUUCCAUCAAAGCAAUCUAAAUAGAUCGCUAAUGAAUUGGGGUGAGCAAGCUCGUGAAGGUCUUAUUUAAGGUUUUCCCUCAUGACAUGCAAAUAAAAUAGAUUGAUUAACUUGUAUAUUGUGUGAAU
This is a messenger RNA of Hypanus sabinus (Atlantic stingray), 1166 nucleotides long. It is a transcript of the gene btf3l4, whose product is annotated as basic transcription factor 3-like 4. The transcript has 6 exons. The record is from RefSeq and is a predicted model, not a curated record. Lineage: Eukaryota; Metazoa; Chordata; Chondrichthyes; Myliobatiformes; Dasyatidae. Bases 333 to 809 code for a protein of 158 amino acids.